AUGGAUAGAGAAUAUAUCUCGGGUUUGGUGCAUCGUCUCAAUGAUGUCGAGCUGGCGGUUUUAUUAUGCUUGGUUGCGGACAAGCAUUGCAUCCUGAGCACUGAGGGACAAUGUUUACACCUGCUACAAAGACAGCUAGAGCUGGCCGCGAUAAGUGUGUUUGGCCUUUCGACAACAGUGGUUCACUGCGCUCCGGAGACCAGCUUGGACGAUUUCGCAGAGGCCCUUCUGUUGCCGGAUGAGACCAGAGCGCGGUCGACCUCGUUCAGGGCAUCGCCAGUUCUAUCCCGCGAGGAAUCUUAUUAUGGAUAUCGAUCGCGCUCAAACACCCUGCGGAGUCAAUCACAAGGCACACAGGAAGAGUUUAUGAAUGGACGAAAGAUUGCGAAUAUAGUUAUCGCAAGGGACUUAGAUUUAGCAAAUCCCCAAGUACAAGCUCAAGCGUUAGAGCUUAUGAGGACAAGGCAAUUCUCAACACGUAAAGGCGCUUUUGAAGUCCCGGAGAGAUUUUUAUUCAUCGCUAUGCUAGUAAAAUCUAGUGAACCUCCAACUUUAACAAAUCAUUUGCGUGACCAUUUCUUUAUCUCGCACUACCACCCUUCGGAAGAAGGAUUUCCGGAAGAUGUGGAGAGGGAGGUAGCAGAAGCAGAAAUGGAAGUGGAAAGAUCAGACAGCGACUCCCUGGCUUCAGUUGUUAUACGCAAACUCUCUACGACACCGCCGUUACGCCGAGAUUCGAGAUUUCCCCCAUCUGGAAAUGGUGUUUUGGUUUCUGCGGCUGUAAUGGAGAGCCUCAAAGCAAUGGCAGAAGACGUUACUGUUAGUAUAGAGAUUAAGAGGCAUAUCAUUGAUAUCGUCGUCUUUAUAAGAAAUCACAGAGCCGUUGCAGGAGGCGUAUCGGCAAGAGCAACCAAGGAUUUUGAGUUGCUUGUCAGAUGUCUUUCGCCACUGCAUGGCUUGGAUUUCGCAACGCCGUCGCUGAAGCCAGAGGGCGAGAAAAGCAGUCUCUGGGGCAGUAAAGCAGAGGCGAUAGAGGCGUACUUAAAACACAUUGACGUGGAAGGUGUUCUGGAUGAAGUGGCUACAAGUGUUAGAGUACCAGUAUAA
Molecule: messenger RNA, 1107 nt
Organism: Morchella sextelata
Lineage: Eukaryota; Fungi; Ascomycota; Pezizomycetes; Pezizales; Morchellaceae
Exons: 7
Coding region: 1-1107 (368 amino acids)
Source: RefSeq, a predicted model, not a curated record